Fusarium redolens is the source of this 2043-nucleotide messenger RNA. RefSeq names its product X-Pro dipeptidyl-peptidase protein. The coding region runs from base 207 to 1997 and encodes 596 amino acids. The transcript has 3 exons. Lineage: Eukaryota; Fungi; Ascomycota; Sordariomycetes; Hypocreales; Nectriaceae. Gene Ontology annotation, molecular function: dipeptidyl-peptidase activity. The record is from RefSeq and is a predicted model, not a curated record.
AAAUGAUUCUAUUGGUUCAGCGGUAACGCGUUCGGCCCAUCGGUUGACACCACUACCCAGAAAUUUGCUUGCUUUAAUGCACACUGAUAUCGUUGUCAAUGAUAAAAGUAGAACAAGAUAACCUGACAAACGGCGCUCUAGCACACCCGAGUUAUAUUAUUUUGAUCACAUCUUAACCGAAACCGUUUAUAAAAACCGCAUUCAAAAUGCCACCUUUCCUUGGAGAUAUCAGUACGGUAGACACCGCAUCUUACCCUUAUAUCUUUGAAAAGAAUGUCACCGUGGUCACUAAGAGCGGCACGGCCAUCCGCUGCAACGUUUAUCGCCCAAAAACAACAGACCAGGACGCCAAAUUUCCUGUCCUUGCCACAUGUGGUCCUUAUGGGAAGGACGUGCAUUACAGUCACUUCAAUGCCAACAGCUACGCAGAAGUAAACCCUGCUCACAAGACGGAACACUCAGCUUGGGAAGUACCAACUCCACGUCACUGGACUGAGCGUGGCUAUGUUGUCAUUCGGGCAGAUGAGGCUGGAACCGGCCAAUCUCCUGGAUUUCUCGACAUCUGGUCGGCCAGUACAACUCAAUCGUUCUGCGACCUCAUAGAGUGGGCGUCUGAACAGCCAUGGAGUAACGGGAGAGUCGGCCUAUUGGGAAUCAGCUAUUACGGCUCAACCCAGUGGCGAGUUGCUGCCCAGAGGCCUAAAGGUCUCGCUGCCAUUGUUCCAUGGGAAGGAUUCUCAGACUUGUACCGCGAUGCGUGCCGGCACGGUGGUAUCUUAUCCAAUGCUGGUUUCAACAAAAUCUGGGACCGACAAAUUGGACCAACCCAAUACGGUCUUCCCGGUAGAGCGACACGAAAUUGGGGUGACGACACCAUCGAAGGUGACAUGUCGGAAGAAGGACUGAGCCGCAAUCGGGUCACACUUGUGGAUGCGGCACGAGCUAAUCCAUUUCGGGACUGUUCACGAUUUGCUUCCGUUGACUACAAUCUCGAAGACAUUCGUGUGCCUGUCCUCAGCGUCGCAAACUGGGGAGGCAUCUCACUGCACUUGCGCGGCAAUGUGCAGGGGUUCAUGCAUGCCGGUUCUGAAUUCAAAUACCUUCGAUUCAUCGUCGGUAGACAUGACCUGCCUUUCUUUUAUCCAGAAGAGGUUGAGAUUCAGCAGAGUUUCCUUGAUGCCUUUCUCAAAGAUGACGAUCGGGCGGGAUGGACAAUGAAAGGAAAAAUCCCCCCUGUGGAUCUAAUACUACGCAAAGGCAACGUCGGAUAUAAUAAUCCAAAGGCAGAGAGCCAGUUUCUUCGAAGAAAAGAAAAGGAGUGGCCAAUUGCUCGCACACUUUACAAGAGCAUGUUUCUCGGCCCCGAUGGAACACUAAGUUGGGAGAGGCCAACUGACCAUCGCUCCCAGAAAAUCAGCUAUCAGGCACUUGGAAGCGGCAACCUUCAACACUCGGUUUCAUUCAGAUCAGCUCCAUUUGAAUCCGAAACGGAAAUAACUGGCCAUAUCGUCGCCCACUUGAACGUUUCUGUGAGCCCGGAUACUCCCGAGGCCUACCCAUCUGAGAUUGAUCUUUUCCUCUCCUUACGUCAUAUUGCAGCCUCUGGGGACGAGAUAUUCUACACUGGAACAACAGGAGAGCCAGCACCUGUCGCGAAAGGUUUCUUGAGGGUGAGUAUGAGGAAGACGAACCCCCAGCACCCUUGGCACAAACCUUGGCUCCCAUAUCGGGACUACUUUUCUACCGACGUCCUCCCAGUCGCACCUGGGGAGGUGUACGAGGUGGAUGUGGAAAUCUGGCCGACAAACGUGGUCGUGCAAAAGGGCGAAAGUCUGGCCCUAGAUAUUGGCUCUGGUGAUUUAGCUGGAAGCGGCCUCUUUCUGCAUAAUGAUCCGAUUGACAGGCCUGAGGAGACUUUAAGGGGAUUAAAUUCUAUACAUUUCAGGGAAGUAUAUAAUAAUUAUAUUAUACUUCCAGUUAUUCCUAGCAAUAGUUAGAAAUACCUUGAUAUAGUAGAUAAGUAAAUUAUAUAAAACUCUUAAC